Molecule: messenger RNA, 1872 nt
Organism: Physella acuta
Lineage: Eukaryota; Metazoa; Mollusca; Gastropoda; Physidae
Product: surface protein
Source: RefSeq, a predicted model, not a curated record
GGUCUAGUUUUCAAUAUAAAUUCAUCAAUAAUCCUAAUUGUAUAUUUUGAUUGAUAAAUAGCACGAGCUAAAAUGAACCAGGGUUGUUGAUUACUUAUUCGCGCAUUGAAGUCCAAGUAUACGCAAGACGUGUAGUUGUUGGAGUAAUCAAGAAGACGCCAAGGUAUGGAGCCUGAUUGUCGCAGAGCUCCCGCAUAUCUCCUGCGUGUGUUAUUUCUCUUCGCAGUUUCACUUAGCUAUUCGUCAGCUUUUCCAUAUGAUAGACCAUCUCUCGGUGAUGUGUAUAGCGAGUAUACGGACUUGAAACCAACUGAUUUGAGACAUGGAAUAUUCAAUGAUCUUCCACAAGUAAUUAUUCCUUUGCCGGGGUGGCUUGAUAAACACAGACACCAUAAUACAAAAGAACAAAAUGAUAAAACAGAACAACAUGAGGUAACCGGAUACCGUGGAGCAGUCGGAUACUAUGAUACACCAGGACCAAAUAUUAUAAUAAAUAUUUACCCAAUAGAAAUCAGUUUUUCAGAAAGCGAUGAAUCAUAUGAAGAGUCGAAAUCAUCAUCAGAAGAAUGGCCGCGGUCAUCAGAAGAAAAGACAUCAUCAUCGGAAGAAUGGCAGCGAUCAUCAGAAGAAAAGACAUCAUCAUCGGAAGAAUGGCCGCGAUCAUCAGAAGAAAAGCCAUCAUCAUCGGAAGAAUGGCCGCGAUCAUCAGAAGAAAAGCCAUCAUCAUCGGAAAAAUGGCCGCGAUCAUCAGAAGAAAAGCCAGCAUUAUCAGAAGAAAAACUUAUAUCAAUAAAACCAAAACUUGCUUCAGAUGAGGAUGCAUUGGUAGCUAACCUUCUACAUAAACAUAAAACGACAAAAAUAGAAAUAAUAAAAGUAAGCAGUUCAUCACAAAUAAGCAGCAAAAAGCAGAAAAAACCAUAUCCUUUGCUAAGAAAAGCCACACUUCAGGACAAAACACAAACGUCUGAUGUGGCUACGACAGUAGAAAAUGCGACAUCUCAGACUGAAGCACAUGCUCCAAUAAAAAAAACUGCAUCUCAAGCAGAAGCUCAAAAACCUGAAGCACAUUCUCCAGUAGAAAGUGCAACGUCUAAAGCAGAGGCUAAAAAAACUGAUGCACAUUCUCCAGUAGAAAGUACAACAUCUCAAGCAGAAGCCCAAAAACCUGAAGCACAUUCUCCAGUAGAAAGUGCAACAUCUCAAGCAGAAUCUCAAAUACCUGCAGCACAUUCCCCAAUAAAAAAACAAACAUCUCAAGCAGAAGCUCAAAAACCCGAAGCACAUUCUCCAGAAACGCAAGUACCACCAGUUACGAAAAAAAGCAAACACUGCUCCUUCAAACAUUUGAGUAGCUGCUACGUUGUUGCCGAUAUGCUCCUGAAAUUUGACGACUGUUCAAAAAGUUGUCAGAAUUCUAGUUACGAUGUUGUGGUACCGAAAUCGGCCGAAACGAAAGCAUUUCUUCACAAGCAGAUGGGAGGUUCAGUGAAUACGCUGAGUCGCACCAACAUCUAUCCUUACUGGCUGGGUAUUAAGUUCACAAACAACGCCUGGCACUUGCAUGCGAAAUCUAGCGAGGCUGUUGGUUACAGCAACUGGGUGCCGGAUACACCAAUGUCUCCGAGCAACGAUGCGUGCGCGGCCGCAGAUCUGAACGACUCACUCUGGAGGAUAUCCGAGUGCACAGACGUGGCUCUUUGUGUGUGCGAAUCGUCUGUUCAGCAAAGCAAGCGGUAGACCUAGAGCCAGUCGCUGGCGUGCUUGCUUUAUGUAUCUAUAAACAGUUGUUUGUAGCAAAACAAUGUAUUUGUAUCAAUAAACAAUUGUUUAUAUUAAUACAUAUUUCUUUGUGUCAAUAAACAGUUCUUU